AUGUCUGAUCGUCCUGCUGCCCUCGAGGGUGACGACCUUGUUCCCACCAACGACGUUCUCCCCGACACCAGUCUUCCCAACACUAACCCUCUCGGAAUUCAGACAGUCACUGCCCCAGCACUCAACUCCUCCCAGCCUGGAGACAGCAACAUAGACCCCUUUUACGCCAACCUUCCCCUAGGUCUUCAGCCUUCAGCUGCUCGCCCUUGUGACGAUGCCCCUCCUGGAUAUGUCCGCCUUCUUGGCGGAUUCAUGUGUCCUGUUGAUCCUGUUGAUCCUGUUGAUCCCGAGGAAGACGAUGACACUGAGACUAGUGUGUAUUACAUCCCAGCUGGUAUUCUCGAUGACGAUGAUGAGUUUCCCGGUGAGACCACUGAGGAUGAUGUCGAGUCAGAGCAUAUCACUUCUCCCAACGCUGCUCAGCGUCCUAUGCUGCAUCUUCGUGAUGUUAGCACCCCUACAGCUUCACCAUUUCAGGGCUACAGCUCUCUAUACCAGGGUAACAACUCAUUUCCCUUCCAGUCCGUCGGCCCUGAGCAUCUCCAGCCCAUUGACCUCCAGGCUCGACUUCGUAUGGCACCUCAUCAUGCGAUGAAUCCCCCCAGCGCUGGCUUUGUUCAGCCCAUUGUCCCAUAUCAUCCCACGCCUAUUGUGUCUGGUUUCCUUGAGCCUAUUGGUCCACCCCCAGCUCAGUCUAUGGUCUACUACCAUACUGAGUCUGACCAGCCGAAUGCCCAGGCUCUUGGCCCUCAACCCAACCAACCUAUGGUCGCUUACCAUGUUGAGCCGAACCCCAACUCCCCCCAGCCUUCUUCUCCCCAUGAUCCACAGGCUGUUGCUGUCUAUCACCCUCAGCGAAUCGGAUCCCUGGGCGAGAUGCUUAGUCUUUCUCCCAAGGAGAUUCCCACCCCAACUCCCCCUCGUCGUCGUCGAUCGACGAUCACAUUCAACCCCGAGGCAACGGAGUUCACCCCGAGCCCAACUGGUGCUCACAUGGCCAGCGGUAGGGUGACUGAGUCCGCACUUAGCCCUACCCCUACUGGCAUGACUACUUAUGAGGCAACUGAGUUCACUUAUGACCCUACCAACUAUGGCAUGAUCCCCUACGAAGAAGUUGGUGUUGAAGGUUUCGUUGCACAGGGUGCUAAUGUUGAAGCUUCUAUGGCAGAAAUUCUACAGGAUACCUGGAAAGAGAUUAUGUCUAUUGAUGAUGAGCGUGAUCGUGAAGACGCGGUCAACGAUUUUUACAUCAUGCAGGCCCGCCCCUGGACUGAUGAGGACACUCGUCGCGAAAAGGAGGAGAAGGCGCUCGAGGAGCGUAAGCGACUAUUCGCCCGCAAGAAGUAG
Molecule: messenger RNA, 1347 nt
Organism: Fusarium subglutinans
Lineage: Eukaryota; Fungi; Ascomycota; Sordariomycetes; Hypocreales; Nectriaceae
Exons: 1
Coding region: 1-1347 (448 amino acids)
Source: RefSeq, a predicted model, not a curated record